This is a messenger RNA of Paramecium sonneborni, 5585 nucleotides long. NCBI's taxonomy places the organism in Eukaryota, Ciliophora, Oligohymenophorea, Peniculida, Parameciidae. The record is from the annotation of a GenBank genome assembly.
AUGUUUUAUGAAGAUUAUGGAUAAGAUAUUUACAUCUAUGAGGAAUAAAAACUCUAAGAAUCUAAAGAAAACACUGAAUUUACAACAAGAGAGGAAUUUCUAAAGUUAACAAGUUUUGAAAAGAUUUGGUAACAAAAAGGUUUUUAUUAAUACAUUAAAUCAUUGAAGAAUGAUUAUCUAUAGAAUAUUUGCAUUAAAGAUUUAGCUAAUUCUUUAGUUGAAGAUUGUGAUGAACAAUUAGCAAUUUAAGUCUUUGAUGAUAUUCUUGAUACUCCUAUCAAUGAUAUACCUUUAUAAUUAUUGAGUAAAAGUUCUUAUGUAGUACCUCCUGAGAUACCUGAAAAAUUGUUGUUAGAGUUUUCUCAUCUUGUUAAUAAUAAAUAUGCAUGGGUAGAUAAAGGAGAUUAAAUGUAAUAUGGAUUGGAAAAACCAUGCAUUUUAAUUUAUACUAAUGUCAUAAUAGGAAUGUAGAAAACAUUUAAUAAAACAGAUCUCAAAUGCUAAGCUAAUUUAGUUUAUUUUAAUAAUCAAUUAUAUGAAGAUUAAACUAUAUAUUUUGAAUAGAAAGGUAUUCGUAUUAUGGGGUAACAAUUUAGUAAAUUAGAAAAACUUUAUGUCUAUUAAUAAAGUUAAAAUAUUGACAAUACUAAGACUAAAUUAUGUCAGAAAUUAUAAAAAAAAGGAUUGAUUCAUUCUUUAUUAAUAUAAUUAGGAUAGGAGAAAUUUGAGAAUAAAUAAAGUGUCAAUAUGUUAAUAUAUGAAUGUUUAUUAUUUGAGAAUUAAGAGUGGUGUUAAAAAAUAAUAAGUUAAGAUUGGCUCAAUAAUUUGAUUACUUUAAGUUUAUAGGAACCUAAGGACACAAGUGUAUUUCAUUAAGUUGUUUAUGAUAAUCUUUAGUAUUUGAAUUUAAACUAUUAUACUGAAUAAUAAACUGAUUAAUUAUUAUUGAGAUUGCAUCAAUAUUAUGAAGCAAAUUCAUUGGAUUUGAAAUAAAAAAAAGUAGAGAAGUAAUAGCCUCUUAAGUAGGUUGAGGAAACUAGUAAAGUUACUACAACCUAAAAUAAUAAUAAUAAAUAAAAGGGAUCUAAACCUAAAGGAAUUGGAUAUGGAGAUAUUAAUUAUACUUCAACAUAUUAAUAAUAGUAAAAGAAGAAGGAAGUAUUUGUUUUAGAUUGUGAUAUCAUUUAUUAAUAAGCUGAAGGAUUUAGAUGGAAAAUCUUGAUUGAAAUAUUUAAAAAGUUAAGAAACUUAAAUCUUGAAUAUAUACAUAUGAUAGAAGAUUCUUGUCUUAUACCGGUGAUUAAAAGCAUUAUAUCUUCUUUGAGUAAGAGUUAAACUAUAUCAGAUAAAUUCGAAGUAAUUUAAAUAAUAUUUGAAUUAUUAAAUAAAUUUUUAGCAGAAGAAGCUAUGCAUUUAUUUACAUGUAAAGAUUAUGGUGAUUUUUCAAUGUUUGAAACAAUUCAGAAAGUUAAUAAUGAGUCAGUAUUCAUUUAAAGUAAAGAUGAUUAAGAAUAAAAUCAAAAGAUUAUAAAAAAAGUGUAGAAUCAGGAUAAACAAUUAGAUGAAGUAUUAAAAGAACUUUAAGAUUUCUUUAAUAAAUUAAUUAUAAUUUUAAAGAAUAAUAAAUAUAUAGAUGUGAAAUAUGAAGAAACAGAGAGUUAAUAAAUAUAAGAUCCUGCUUAUUUAUAUCCAAUGAUAAUGAAACCAUUGGUUUUAAGAACAAGUGAAGUAAUAAAGUAGCCAGGAUGGAAAAAAUAAUUGGAUGAAGCUUAUUCUCAUUUAUCAUCAACACCUCCGAAUAAGAAAAUGAAUAGGAUAAUAAAAGAGUUAUCAGAUAUAGGAGAGAAUUUGCCACUUUAAAUAACAAAUUCAAUAUUUAUAAGAUAUGAUAAAGAUAGAAUGGAUGCAAUGUAAGCAAUGAUAUUUGGUUCAAGUGGAACACCAUAUGCACAUGGAGCAUUUUUAUAUAAUUUUUUAUUUUGUGAUGAUUAUCCUUCAAGACCUCCAAAAUGUUUAUUAGAGACAACAGGUCAUGGCAAGGUUAGAUUUAAUCCUAAUCUAUAUAAUUGUGGGAAAGUAUGUUUAAGUUUAUUGGGUACAUGGGGAGAUAAUUGGAAACCCAAUGAAUCAACUAUAUUAUAAAUAUUGAUAUCGAUUCAAGCGAUGGUUAUGUCUGAAUAUGUAUAUUUUAAUGAACCGGGUUGGGAAAGUAGUAUGGGAACUGUGGAUGGUGAAAAAAAUAAUAGGGGUUAUUGUAAUAUUGUUAAAUUGGCUAAUAUUAGAUAUGCAAUGAUAGAAUAAUUAUAAAAACCUCCUGUUGGAUUCGAAGAAGUAAUUCAAAAGAGUUUUUAUUUGAGAAAAGAUGCUAUAAUUAAAGAAGUCUAAUAAUGGAUUGAUGAAGCUGAUUUACCAGUCAAUUAUCAUUGUACAUAGAAUCAUAAUAUAUCUUCUCCAUUUUAAUAACAGCCAUCUAAAUUUAAAAGUAUAUUGACAGCAGAAUUUGAGGCUUUAAAAAAGGAAUUAGAAAAAUUGAAAGUAUGUAUAACUCAUUAAUCUGAUAAAAAAGUAUUAUCAAUAAUAUAGAGAUAAUCAUAUACAUAAAUAUAAUAAUAGAAAAAGUUAUAGAUAGAGAAAAAGAGAGAAGAAAUGAAUGAAUUUUUAAAGAGUUAAUUACCAGAGAUUGAUGUAAGUGAGAGUAAUGUAAGUAAUAAAUAAUUUGAUAUACAGAAUGCAGAAGUAUAAAAUCUAAUGUCUCGAUAUAUAGGUGUGAUGGGUUUAGAUUCAGUAAGUAAAUAAUCAUAGGCAAGUGUUAUAAUAUAUGGAUUAGGAGCAUUAGGUAUUGAGACAUCAAAGAAUCUUGUUUUAUCAGGUUUAAAACGAUUGACUAUAGUGGAUGAUAAGAAAUUGAAUAAUUAAGGAUAGUUUUUUGUUUAAGAUAAAGAUUCUAAUAGAUUAGAAUAGAGUUUACUUCAUUUAUAAGGAUUAAAUCCUUAUGUUUAGAUAGAUUAUUCUAAUGAUCUUAUAUAAUCAAUUAAGAGUCAAAAUUAUCAAGUAGUUUGUUUAUGUGAAGUGGAUUCAAUUGAAGAUAUAAAUACAAUAUCAACCAUUUGUAGAGAAUAUAAGAUAGGUAUGAUAGUUUCAUAAUUAUUAUCUGUUUAUGGAAGAAUUAUGAUUGAUUUAGGAGAACAAUUUACAGUUAAUGAUGUAGAUGGAGAAUAAGUUUAGGAGUUCAUUAUUGAAAACAUUGAUUAAAAUUAAGGAAUAAUUGAAAUUAAAGGAAAACAUAAUUUAAGUGCAAAUGAUAUUAUUGUACUUAAAGAAGUUAUUUAAUAAGAUGAUGGUAAAUCACUUAACAAUAAAUAAUUAAAUGUUAUAAAAGUGAUUAAUAAAUCAUCUAUAUAUGUAGGAGAUCUAAAUGAAUUUGGAAAAUAUCUUAGAAAUGGAAGAGGAUAAACUAUUAAAAAAAAGUGUAUUAUUUAGAAUUAGAACAUGAGUUAAAUUAUAUUAGAUCCGUUAUUUGAUCCAAAUUUUAUUUUAGAUGAAUAGAAAUUUAAAAUGAUUAAUGAAUAGAUGAAUCUUUAUUCAAAUAAGAAUGUAGAAGUCAAUGAACUAUUUAAAAAGACAGGAAAUUAAAUAUUUGCACCUUAAGCUGCAUAUUUAGGUGGAAUAGUUUGUUAAGAAAUAAUAAAGGCGAUUACUCAUAAAUAUAUGCCAAUAAGAUAAUGUUAUUUUCAUUCAUGUGAAGAAUUGUUAGAUAAUAAUACAAUAAUAGGAAUGGAAUUAUAAUAAUCAAUAGAGAAAUGUAAAGUUCUGAUGAUAGGAGCUGGUGCUAUAGGAUGUGAAUUAUUAAAGAAUUAUGCAAUGAUAGGAUUAGGUAUAAAUGGGAAUAUAAUUGUUACUGAUCCUGAUGUAAUAGAGAAAUCUAAUCUUAGUAGAUAAUUUCUUUUUAGAGAAAAACAUCUUCGAUUACCUAAAUCAUAUACUGCUGCUAGAGCCUGUUUAAAAAUGAAUCCAUAAAUGAAAAUUGUUGCAAGAUUAGAUAAAAUAUCUCCAUAAACAGAACAUUUAUAUACUAAUGUAUUUUAAUAUGUUGAUGUAAUUACUAAUGCACUUGACAAUGUAUAAGCCAGAUUAUAUGUUGAUUCACAAUGUAUUGAACAUAUGAAACCAUUACUUGAAAGUGGUACUCUAGGACCAAAAGGACAUGUUUAAGUUAUCUUACCUAAUUUAACUGAAAGUUAUGGAACUAAAUAAGAUCCGGAAGAAACUAAUGAAAUACCAUAUUGUACUCUUAAAAUGUUUCCUGAAGAUUCUAAUCAUUGUUUAGAAUGGGCUAGAGAUAAAUUUGAAAAAUUGUUUACUUCCAAAAUACAAUCCAUUAGAUAAACUUUAUUAUUUCAAGAUUUUACAACUGAAGGAUUAGAAACUACUCUUAAAUUUUGUAAAAAUAAACCUAAAAAUUUUAAUGAUUGUGUUCAAUAUGCACUUAAUAAAUUCUACAAAUACUUUAUCUAUGGAAUUAUGGAUCUUAUGAAAGCUUAUCCUAUUGAUCAUGUAGUUAAUGGAAAAUUGUUUUGGUCAUCUCCUAAAAGACCUCCCUAAAUAUUUUAAUUUAAAGGAGAAGAUAUGCAAAUGAAAUUCAUAUAAUCUGUAUCCUAUUUAUAUGCUACUGCUUUAGCUAUUGAUAUUCCAUAAUAAAUUGAUUUUGAAUCAAUUUUAUUAACAAUCAAACCUAAAGAAUAUAAAGAAAAUAAAGAAAAAUUAUAAUAAAUUUAAGAUUAAGUAUCAAAAGAAGCAUAAGCUAAAUUUUAAGAAGAUGAACAUUAAGAAAAUUAACAAUAAAGUCAAUCAGAAUUAAUUAAUUAAAUUGUAGACUAUUUCAAAGAUUAUUAUGAUAUUUCAGAAUCAAUACCAAAAGUCUUAAAACCUUUAGAUUUUCUACCUUAGCCUAUAUAAUUUGAAAAGGAUGAAGAUGACAAUCAUCAUGUUGAAUUUAUCUAAGCUGCUUUAAAUUGUAGAGCCUAAAAUUAUGGAUUAGAACCUUUAGAUUGGUUAACUACUAAAUUAAAAGCAGGAAGAGUAAUUAAUUAUAUUAAUAAUUUUAGAUAGUUCCUGCUAUGGCUACAACAACAGCUUGUAUUGCAGGUUUAUAAACUAUUGAAUUAGUUAAGGUUAUCAAAAAACUUAUGAUUGAUCAGAACAUUAAAUUAGAAACAUUUAAGAAUAUGUUUUUAAAUUUAGCCAUACCGUAUGCACUUUAAUCAGAACCUGGAGAAUGUCAAUUAGAAUCAAUUAAUGGAAAAAAUUUCUCAUUUUGGUCUAAAUGGGAUGUUAGAUUUAGUUCUUAAACGAAUAACCUUCAAAAAUUUAUAUGUCAUGCAGAAUCGGUAUUUGGAGAAAAAGUCACUUGUAUUAAAUAAAAAGCUAAAUUAUUAUACUCACCAAUCAUGUUCAAUAGUGAAGAAGAAGAAUCAACUUUACUAUAAACACCUAUAUAUUUAUUAUUUGAAAUUUAAGACCAUGAAGAUUAUGUUGAAUUAGAUAUAACAUUUUAGAAGAGAAUUAAAUGUAGAUUCUAUUAUUGA